AGGCCGGAACUGGGCAGGUUGUGGAAAGCGCAGAGUUUUGACAAAAACAAGUGGCGACGUUGACAUCGCAGGGUCUAUGGCCGAGGCGGUGAGGCCCCCGCGCCGGGCCAGGGCCAAGGCCAAGGCCAGCCGGACUAAAACCAAGGUGAGGGAACCCGCCCAUCCCAUCCUCGCCAGGCCCUGGCAGGAAAAGAAGAAAUAUGAAACCCUUCAGAGGGAAGAGUCUGAUGAAGUCUCCCUUCCAAAAACCUCCAGAGAGCUGGAAAUCCCUACCCCACCUUGUGAAUUCCAAGGAGACCAUCUAAAGGAGUUAACCGAUUCCCAGCCCCAGAAUGAUGCUAGUCGACAAAACGAGAGUGAAAUGUUUGAUGUACCACUCACUUCCUUAACUCUAAGCAAUGAAGAGUCCCUGACAUGUAAAACAGAGAGUCUGAAGGAGGGAGAGGAGAUCAGAGCCUGUGCUGGGGAUGAUGCAGUCAAGCCGAAGGUCGAUCCUGGAGGCAAUGUCGGAACCAAAGUAGAACCCCCCGAGAACACUACAGAAAUGGAGGAAGAUAAACUGGUACAAUGUGGACCUUUGGAAAGCACACUGCAAUCUAAUGUUUCUUAUAUUCAGCAGGAAGUGGAAAAUUUGAAGGUCAGAGAUACUCAGAAUAGGAGAGAAGACCAAGAAGCCUUGGGUCUUUCUUCAGAGGUGCUACAGAAUGUUGGCUUGCAGAGUUCUUGUGAAGCCAAAGACAUUUUCCAGCCACCUAGAGUGAAAAAACUGUAUCCCCAGUUGCCAGCUGAAACUGCUGGGGAUAUACCGGCUUUGGUGGCAGUGAAACCCUUGCUUCGUAAUGAGCGGCUCUACCCGGAGCUCCCAUCUCAACCAGAAAUAGUACCAUUUACUGAAGAACAGCUAAAAGUCUUUGAGCCUGGUUCAUGGCUGGAAAAUGUUGAGUCAUAUUUGGAAGAAUUUGACAGCAUGGCUCAUCAGGACAGGCAUGAAUUUUGUGAGUUGCUUUCGAACUACUCGCGCUGUAGGAAGCAGCUGCUGCUGGCUGAAGCUGAGCUCCGUGCUCUGACGUCUGAUUGCCAAAAUGCCAGAAGUCGCCUGUGGCACUUCAGGGAGGAGCAGCUGUCUGUACAGGGUAUCUGUGCUGAUCAAGUGAAAGUUUCAGGCCAUCAUCGCUACCAGAGAGUGGAGAUGAAUGAAAAUGCACUGGGAGAGCUAAAAAAACUGUUUGAUGCCAAAUCUGAGCACCUCCACCAGACCUUGGCGCUGCAUUCUUACACUUCUGUGCUCUCACGGUUGCAAGUGGAGUCUUACAUCUACACAUUACUCAAUAGUUCGGCUGUUCUGAGAUCUUUAGCAAUUCAUCAGGAAGGCCAAGCUUCUAAACAGGUAGAAAGCAUUCCCUCUGAUCUGUGUCAGCUAAAGGAGUGCAUUAGUGUCUUAUUCAUGUUCACCAGGAGAGUUAAUGAAGAUACUCAGUUCCAUGAUGAUAUUCUUCUCUGGCUGCAGAAAUUGGUAUCAGUGUUACAAAGAGUUGGCUGUCCUGGAGAUCACCUCUUCCUUCUAAACCAUAUUCUUCGAUGCCCGGCUGGUGUUAGUAAAUGGGCUGUUCCUUUCAUCCAGAUCAAAGUGUUGAAUAACCCAUCAGGGGUCUUUCAUUUUAUGCAGUCCCUUGCCCUGCUAAUGUCUCCUGUCAAAAAUCGAGCUGAGUUCCUGUGCCACAUGAAGCCCAGUGAGCGGAAUCCAUCCUCCUCGGGGCCUGCAUCCGGGACGUGGACACUAGUAGAUGAGGGAGGAGAAGAGGAUGAAGACCCUGAGACUAGUUGGAUUCUCCUUAAUGAAGAUGACUUGGUUAUCCUUCUAUCACAGUUCCCAUUUCAUGAACUCUUCCAGCAUCUCCUUGGGUUUAAAGCAAAAGGUGAUUAUUUACCUGAAACAACAAUACCUCAAGAGAUGAUGAAAAUUUUUGCCUUUGCUAACUCCUUAGUGGAACUUCUGGCUGUGGGGUUAGAAACCUUCAAUAGAGCACGCUAUAGGCAGUUUGUCAAGCGAAUUGGUUAUAUGAUCAGGAUGAUCCUUGGUUAUGUGAGUGACCACUGGGCCCAGUAUGUGAGCCACAACCAAGGCUCGGGAUUGGCCCUACAGCCCUACUCCGUGGAGAAACUACAGGUUGAGUUUGAUGAGCUCUUUUUGAGAGCUGUACUACAUGUGCUGAAAGCCAAAAGACUUGGCAUUUGGCUGUUUAUGUCGGAAAUGCCCUUCGGGACACUGUCUGUUCAGAUGCUCUGGAAGCUCUUCUACCUCAUGCACCAGGUGGGGAGCGGGAAUCUGGAAAAGCUCUGUACUGCCCUCCUGCCUGCCGAGUGUAAGAAGCGCCUCCAAGACCCAGAACAUUUUGUGAACUUUGAGAAGUGUCUUUCUUCCAUGAAUAGCUCAGAAGAGAUUUGCCUUCUAACUACUUUUGCUCAGAUGGCUCAGGCCAGAAGAACCAAUGUGGAUGAAGACUUCAUAAAAAUUAUUGUUCUGGAGAUAUAUGAGGUAUCUUAUGUCACCCUGUCCACCAGAGAAACUUUUUCGAAGGUUGGUCGAGAGCUUUUAGGGGCCAUCACAGCUGUUCACCCUGAGAUAAUUUCUGUCCUUCUGGAUAGAGUUCAAGACACCAUUGACCAGGUUGGAAUGGUUUCUUUAUACUUGUUUAAAGAACUACCUUUGUAUCUUUGGCGACCUUCUGCCUCCGAGAUAGCUGUGAUUCGGGAUUGGUUAUUCAAUUAUAACCUGACAACGGUGAAGAAUAAAUUGGCCUGUGUUAUUCUAGAAGGACUAAAUUGGGGAUUUGGUGAACAGGGGACUCUUCAUCUGGAUCAAGCAGUCCAUGCUGAAGUAGCUUUAAUGAUUCUUGAGGCGUACCAGAAGUACCUUGCACAGAAGCCGUAUGCUGGGUUUCUUUCUGAAAGUAUGAAGCAGGUUUCGUAUUUGGCCAGUAUUGUUCGAUAUGGAGAGACACCUGAGACCUCAUUUAACCAAUGGGCCUGGAACUUGAUCUUGAGGUUAAAACUGCACAAAAAUGAUUAUGGAAUACAGCAGAAUUGUGCAACUCUUCUGUUCUCCAGCACUGUGCCUGAAGUGACAGAGUCACCCACGUUUCAUCCUCUCUUGAAGGCUGUUAAGGCGGGCAUGCCCAUUGGCUGUUAUCUGGCCUUAGCUAUGACGGCUGUGGGCCACAGCAUUGAGAAGUUCUGUGCAGAAGGCAUCCCACUCUUGGGGAUUCUGGUCCAGUCGAGGCAUUUGAAAACAGUGGUCCAUGUCCUGGAUAAGAUUCUGCCUUUGUUCUACCCUUGCCAGUAUUACCUUCUAAAGAAUGAGCAGUUUCUGUCACACCUCCUCCUCUUCCUACACUUGGACAUCGGUGUCCCUCAGGGUGUCACGCAACAGGUCACCCACAAGGUGGCACAGCACCUGACAGGAGCCAGCCAUGGAGACAACGUGAAGCUUCUCAACAGCAUGAUCCAGGCCCACAUCUCUGUAAGCACUCAGCUCAAUGAAGUGGGCCCGGUUGCCGUAUUGGAGUUCUGGGUUCAGGCUCUUAUAAGCCAACAUCUUUGGUACCGAGAACAACCCAUCCUCUUCCUCAUGGACCAUUUGUGUAAAACAGCUUUUCAGCUGAUGCAGGAAGACUGUGUGCAGAAAUUGCUCUACCAGCAACAUAAGAAUGCUUUGGGCUACCACUGUGACCGGAGUCUGCUCUCUUCUUUGGUGAGCUGGAUCGUGGCAGGCAACAUCACUCCUUCCUUUGUGGAGGGCUUGGCCACACCCACUCAGGUCUGGUUUGCAUGGACAGUCCUGAACAUGGAAUCCAUCUUUGAAGAAGACUCGCAGCUCCGAAGAGUUGUUGAAGGGGAAUUGGUUAUAAACUCUGCAUUUACCCCUGACCAAGCUCUGAAGAAAGCCCAGGCUCAGCUGAAACUCCCCAUCGUCCCGUCCCUCCAGAGGCUGCUCAUUUAUCGUUGGGCCCACCAGGCUCUCGUCACGCCUUCUGACCAUCCUCUUCUGCCACUCAUUUGGCAGAAGUUCUUCCUCCUGUAUCUUCACCGCCCAGGACCGCGAUAUGGGCUACCCGUAGAUGGUUGUAUUGGAAGAAGGUUUUUUCAAAGCCCUGCUCAUAUCAGUUUGCUAAAAGAAAUGAAGAGGCGUCUGACUGAGGUGGCUGACUUCCACCACGCUGCGAGCAAGGCCCUCCGAGUUCCAGCAGAGGGCAGUGAAGGGCUGCCAGCGACCCAGGCUGGCACCCCUGCUUACCUGACUUCACCAGAGCUGCACACGGAGCUCGUGAGGCUCUUCAAUGUAUAUAUAUUAUGGCUAGAAGAUGAGAAUUUUCAAAAAGGAGAUACGUAUAUCCCUUCUCUGCCAAAGCAUUAUGAUAUUCACAGGCUAGCAAAAGUGAUGCAGAAUCAGCAGGACCUGUGGAUGGAGUAUUUGAACAUGGAGCGCAUACAUUACGAGUUUCAGGAAACCAUUAGUCUGUGGAUGCAGGCCAAGCUUGAGUCCCAUUCUACACCCUGCAGUUCGUCAGUGCCACUGGACUUCACUGAUCCUUUGUUGGCUAAAGAAAGGGUUUUAAAUAACCUGCGGAAGCACGAGGACCCCCAACCUCCCCUUGUUCUGCAGCCAGUGAGGCCUCCUGUGCCAGUUAUUUCCUCAGCCUCGAUCCUGAGUCAGAAGGACGCCAUCCAGCUGGUACGCACAGACCUGAAUCUGCUGCGGCAGCAGGCCAGAACUGCAGCUCUUCGGGAAUCUCAGCAGGUUGUGCUGGACAGUGAGCUGUUGGACACAAUGCCCAAGCAGUAUGUUAAUCGAGAAGAACAGACCACACUGCAUUUGGAGUGUAGAGGCAGUAGUGGCAAGAAGUGCCAAGGAGCUGGAGUUGUAACAGUUCAGUUUGAAGGUUUGCAUAAGAAUGAAGCAAUAAGCCAACAGCUUCAUGUUUUGCGAAAAGAAGUGAAGCAGUUGCAAGCAGAAGCUGCUAAACCACCAUCACUUAAUAUUGUGGAAGCCGCUGUGCAUGCCGAAAACUUGAUUACGUCCUUAGUGAAUGCCUACCAGUCACACCCCACCCCUGGGGUUCAGAAGGUUGGCAUCAGCCUCUUCUUUACUGUUGUGGAUUACGUCAGCGAUGAGACCCAGCGUCAUCCUCCCACAAGGCAGUUCUUUACUUCAUGCAUUGAGAUCUUGGGACAGGUGUUUAUAAGUGGCACUAAAUCAGAAUGCAGAAAAGUCCUUCAGACCAUUCUGAAGAACAGAAGGCUCUGCUCUCUCUUGUCACCUUUCUUUACUCCCAACGCUACGCCUGCGGAGUUCGUACAGCUGUAUGAGGAAGUGGUGAAGUUUCUGAGUGAGGACAACAGUGAUAUGACUUUCAUGCUGCUGACCAAGUUCGAUCUUAAGCAAUGGUUAAACGCCACUAAACCUCCUCUGUCUGAUCGUACCAGGCUUCUGGAGUCCAUUCAUUUGGCACUUACUGCCUGGGGCCUUGAACCAGACGAAGAUAUUUUGAUGCCAUUUAAUCUUUUCUGUAAGCACUGGACUUACCUUCUUCUCUACCAGUUCCCUGACCAGUACAGUGACAUUCUGAGGCUGCUGAUGCAAAGCUCUGCUGAGCAGCUGCUGAGCCCCGAGUGUUGGAAAGCCACCCUAAGAGCCCUGGGCUGCUGCGCCACAGGCUGCCAGCAGGGGGCAGCUUCUGCUGAGACCUCGGUGCUUCAAAGCUCUCCGGAUGUUCUCUUGUCAGACAAGCAGGUAAUGGAGACUAUACAGUGGCUCUCAAACUUUUUUUGUAAGCUUCGGUUAUCCACGUUGGACUUUAAAAGUUUUGGUUUAUUCUCAAAAUGGAGUCCUUACAUGGCAGAUAUGAAGACACUGUUGGACUACCUUGUAAAAAGACUGCUUGACUCAGAAAUGGCCUGCUUGGCCCAAGAUCCAUCUGCCAGCAGCAAAACAGUGCUAAGAUCCCUACAUUCAGUAAUCGUCCAGCUCUUUAAGCCAUGGAUACUGGUUUUAGAGGACAAUGAAAGCAGCCAACGACAUUACCCCUGGCUGGAGAGUGAUGCUGUGGUGGCCUCAAGCAUCGUGCAGUUGUUCACUGAUUGCAUUGACUCAUUGCACGAGAGUUUUAAAGAUAAGCUCUUGCCCGGUGAUGACGGAGCCCUUCGGUUACACCUGAUACAUUAUUGUGAAGCAUGUACAGCACCCAAAAUGCCAGAGUUCAUUCUGUAUGCUUUUCACAGUGCCUACCAGAAACUCCCAUGGAGGGACCUGCAUCCUGACCAGAUGCUCAUGGAGGCCUUCUUCAAGGUGGAACGAGGAAGCCCCAAGAGCUGCUUCUUGUUUUUGGGGUCUGUCCUCUGUGAAGUCAACUGGGUCAGUGUGCUCUCUGAUGCCUGGAAUCCCAGUCCCCACCCAGAGACCCGGAGCAUGAUUGUCUGCCUCCUUUUCAUGAUGAUUUUAUUGGCAAAGGAAGACCAACUGGUGGAUCAAACAGAUUCUCCUCUACUUACUCUCCUUGGACAGACAAGCUCACUCUCGUGGCAUCUUGUGGAUAUUGUGUCAUAUCAGAGUGUGCUAGGUUAUUUCAGCAGCCAUUACCAGCCAUCCAUCAUCCUGGCAAAGGAAUCCUCUGCUGAGUUAAUUGUGAAGCUCCUAAAAGUGUCUGCAGGUCUUUCCAUUCCUACUGACAGCCAGAAACAUCUUGAUGCAGUUCCAAAAUGCCGAGCCUUCACUCACCAGAUGGUACAAUUCCUCAGCUCCCUGGAACAAAAUGGAAAAAUCACGUUAGCAGUCCUUGAACAGGAAAUGUGUAAGCUCUUGGAUGAUAUCAUUGUUUUUAAACCACCUGAUCUGGACAGCCAGACCCGCCACAUGGCCCUCAGCAGCCUCUUUAUGGAAGUCCUAAUGAUGAUGAACAACGCGACUAUCCCAACAGCAGAGUUCCUCCGAGGCGGUAUCCAGACCUGGAUUGGGCAGAAAGUGCAUGGGCUGGUGGUUCUGCCCCUGUUAACAGCCGCCUGCCAGAGCCUGGCUUCCGUCCGCCACAUGGCUGAGACGACGGAAGCCUGCAUCACUGCUUACUUCAAAGAGGGCUCCCUCAAUCAGAAUUUAGGUUGGGGCCCCAUUCUGGUGUCCCUUCAAGUUCCUGAGCUCACCAUUGAAGAGUUUCUGCAGGAGUGCCUGUCCCUCGGCAGCUACUUGACUCUCUAUGUCUACUUGCUUCAGUGUCUAAAUAGUGAGCAGACGCUAAGGAACGAAAUGAAAGUGCUGCUUCUCUUAAGCCAGUGGUUGGAACAGGUGUAUCCAAGCUCUAUGCAGGAAGAAGCAAAGCUGUUUUUGUGGUGGCACCAAGUCCUGCAGCUGUCCCUGGUUCAGACCGAGCAGAAUGACUCGGUCUUGACGGAGUCUGUCAUUCGAAUUCUGCUCAUGCUUCAGGCCCGUCAGAGCCUGCUGGCCGAGGAGAGGCUCAGUUCAGGGAUUCUCAGGGCAAUUGGGCUGGGCCGGAAGUCGCCCUUGUCUAACAGGUUCCGAGUGGCUGCCCGAGGCAUGGCUGCCUUUCUUUCAGUUCAGGUUCCCGCCAAGGAUCAGAUCCGUUUGAAGCCGAGCUCUGAAUUACAUCUGACCCUGAAAGCUCAGCAGGCUCUGAAUGCUCUUGAAUCCUUGACGUCAAGUAAGCAGUACGUUGAAUACCAGGAUCAGAUAUUGCAAGCCGCACAAUUUAUAAAGCGUCCUGGCCAUUGCCUCCAAGAUGGGAAAAGCUUCCUGGCUCUUCUUGUGAACUGUCUCUAUCCAGAAGUGCAUUAUUUGGACAACAUACGAUAGUAACACUGAGGCUCUUGAUAAACCUGUUGCUGUUUAUGUUUACAUUUAACUUUGCUGUUGCACAAAUAACUUUGCUCAAUUUCACUGCAGUUUGGCCAAUGAAUUAGUUGACUGAGAUGCAAGUUGGUGGGCGCUAGAUAAGUGUUGUGCAUGUGCACAUGUGUAUGUGUGUGUCCUGAGCUCUUAAAAUGUUCCAGGGACUUUGUAAUUUUUAUGUUCAUCCAGCAAGAGAACUUACGAAGCUCUCCUUGGGUAGAGAGCCACUCUCAGUUGCCGAAUAUCCAGUCAUCUCAUGAGACCCCAGGUGGGGUGCUUUCGUAUGUCUCCACUUCUGUCUUUUCCUGUUUCAUUUAAAUGUCAAGACUCCUGUGCCAGAUAUAACUACUUUGGGAAUCGGGUUGAACCCUCACUUUUGAACCCCAAUUGUGUUCCUUCAAAGUAAAAAAGCUUUGAAAAUUUCUGCAUUUCUCAAAUGUGGGGAAAUAUACCAGCUUAAAUUAUUAUAUUUUUCUCUCAAUUUUUCUCUCAGAAGGGAGAUAAGAAUGCUGAAUCAAAGUGAGUCGUUGUGUAAAAUGUGACCACUUGAUCCUGAUUAUAGUGGACAGUAGAGAUGGUGACAAGUCCAUUUCCAUCCAGCCAUGUGUCCUCAUAGAGAAGGAGCCAUUUGUCUACAUUGGGGGCGCAUGCUGGUGGUCUGUGGGGAGCAUGUCGUGCACAGAUGUGUUUUGUUUGAUCUCCAUGGCUGAGAGUGUAGACAGGGCUUCCUCUCUCCAGUGCACUGUAGACGUACAUUCCCUUUGGUCAUACCCCAGCCCGCUCCUUCAUUCACGUCUUAUUUGGCCCCUGUAGACAUGUAAAUUUGCAGCUCUUUCCAGACAGCAAGUUUGAUAUCUGAAGGUCCUGCUGUUGAGAGACAGAGACAGAGAACUUGACUGUCUGUUUCCUGCUUGUUUUAUCACUCCAGAUUUAAACUCAAAUGAAGCUAGCAAACCUGCUGAAACACUGGUCGGUGGAAACUGGGUCAGGUCAGGAGACUUGACUGAAAUUUGGCUUUUUUUUUCCUGACCUGACUGAAAUUUGGCUUUUUUUUAAUCGUCACGUGCCUUCUGUUGUUAACAGUUCGUUCUUUACCAAAGCCUGUCUGCAGUGUUGCCGUGUUUUGCUGCCAUCUGCUUGCUCUUGUCAUGUCCCCCCCCACGCCCCGGAAUUCGCACCUUGACUUCUGUCAUCAUAUUCAUAAUUCUGUUGGCUCAAAAUUGAUUUGUUUGUCCAGCUGGCCUAAGGUGUCUUUUGCUUGCAGGCUAUCUAUAGCCCGAGGCUAUUUACAUAAAAAUGUCUUAGUCUCUGAGAGCUUUCAGCAGGGGGAUUUGGGGUAUAGAUUAACUGAGUGAUAAUCUCUUUCCAAAUAUCGUUUUGCGGUGCUUCCCCCAACAUUUGGAAGUGUGUAGGAGCUGUUCUUUAUUUUGAAUCUUUUUAGUUGGACAGAACAGUUCUGCCCCACGGAAAUGCUCUGGUAAAGAUCAUCCCUGUUAGCCUUCAAGUUCUGUAGGCCACUAAGUGUCCAUCUCCGAGGGAUGCAUCUCAGAGCUUUCCUUGUUAACACGUUUUAGAAGCUGUGGACAGUUCCAUGGCUGAUUUGGCAACAAAGAUUUUAUGAGAGGAAAUAUUCUGUGUGCUGUUUUCUUUGAGGAGGAUGUAAUUAUUGGUAUCCUAGAAUGAAAUUUUUGAGUGACAGUACAUACAUUUAAAGAAAAUUAUGUUUAAUCUUAAUUUUUGAAGGUUUAUAAUAUUUAUAAUGUAUUUGCUCUGUAAAAAUUAUAAAAAAUAAAUCAAUCUUUGGUUGUAGCUGGUAAGAAUCCGAUUUUUAGGGAUAUCACACUAUCUUGUAAAGUAUUUCAGUUGUUAAAGUUGAUGCAGAUUUUUUUAUGCCUGAUGUCAUCUGUUUUUUUUGACACUGUAACUUGAUCAUCAGAGAUGGUCGGUAAAAGUACUUCCUCUCACGCUUAACAGUGGAAGGUUUACUCACCACAUAGGUUCCUAUGAGAGGCUCUGGGCUAAGAAAUUGCUUUAACAACACUAAGAUAGCUCAGAAGGUGGCAAUGUUGCUGUAGCCUCCUGGGAAAGAAUAGACCGGUCUGCCCACUGGCUUUCAGGAAUAAUGAGCUUUUGUUGGCAAAAUAGUCACCUCCAGAGAGCGCAGGGCAUGUUUCAGAGACAGUUAGCAGUGCUGCAUGUUGAUACCUGGGUCAGUAAGACCAAGGCACCUAUGUGCUGGAGCUUCGUUGAAGGUGCACUAGUGCAGACUUUCCCCAUACGUGGCCAGCAGUGUCUUCCGGUUCAGAUGGGGAUGCAGAGCAGCUUCCUGGGCUCUUCUCCACUCUUCUUUCUGCAGUUCACACAGGAUGGGCCAGAGAGGCACACUCGACCCCCUGAUCUCCUGGCUCCCCUUCCUAACUCUGCAGAAAGCUGCAGGCACAGAUGCCAGGGAGGGAGGCUCUGCUGAUGCGUCUGCCCAGCCUAAUGGGGCCAGGGCCCACCCUCCAUGUUCCUGAAGCUCCUGGCACAAGUCGCUGGUGGUUUCACGAUCAGCCUGUUGGCACAGUCACGCCUGCCUCCUCGAGGUUGCCUGAGUCUCUCAGUUCUUCGAGGUGGGGGAAGCUGGGUCCAGAAAAUGAAAACCCCUGAGCAGCCCACCCUCUCUUUAACCAAGUGCCAACCCCCUUCCUCCCAGUCAGUGUAUCCACGUUGUGCAAGUGAGAGUGUCCAUGCCCUUUCUUCCUUUCGAGUGAAGGUGAGACACAGUUUUCUACUGGAUUUUUUAAACUUAAUUAAUUAAUUAAUUUUUGGCUGCCUUGGGUCUUCGUUGCCACGCACGGUCUUUCUCUGGUUGUGGCGAAUGGGGGCUACUCUUCG
This is a messenger RNA of Delphinapterus leucas (beluga whale), 10774 nucleotides long. It is a transcript of the gene EPG5, whose product is annotated as ectopic P-granules 5 autophagy tethering factor. Gene Ontology annotation, cellular component: cytoplasm. The record is from RefSeq and is a predicted model, not a curated record. Lineage: Eukaryota; Metazoa; Chordata; Mammalia; Artiodactyla; Monodontidae. Gene Ontology annotation, biological process: autophagosome maturation.